Limanda limanda (common dab) is the source of this 372-nucleotide messenger RNA. RefSeq names its product cortexin-3. The record is from RefSeq and is a predicted model, not a curated record. Bases 1 to 372 code for a protein of 123 amino acids. The transcript has a single exon. Lineage: Eukaryota; Metazoa; Chordata; Actinopteri; Pleuronectiformes; Pleuronectidae.
AUGCCACAGUGCCUCCUGUGGGAUCUUCAGUGCUACUGUCCUGUCCCCACCACACACUUCUUCUGGAUGAUGGAGGGAGAGCCCUUCACCUCUGCAUUCUCCUCUCUGCUCUACUCCGCAGGGGAACACUUUGUUGCUCUCUCCUCCUCCUCGUCUUCCUCCUCGUCCUCAACAGAUUCAGCCAUCACUGCCAUGUCCCUGGAGCAGAAAACAACUUUUGCCUUGGUCAUCUUCCUCUUUGUUUUCCUGCUUAUCCUUAUUGUCCGAUGCUUCCGUAUCCUGCUGGACCCCUACCGGAGUAUGCCAACCUCCACCUGGGCAGAUGGCAUCGAUGGUCUGGAAAAGGGCCAGUUUGAUUAUAAUCUGGCCUAG